CGAAGAUACAAAAGGCGGUAAAAUAGUUACAAUGUAUUCGAAAACGACGCAUUCUGAUGAUUUUUUGGAACAGCACAUGGGGGAAAUCAGAAUUGAUGCAAAUGACGAGCUUGAUUGCAACCAGUACGAAAAUGACCAACCAAACAUGCAGAUGGAAUCACAAUUCGGGGUAAAUGAGUAUCAAGAUCUUGGAAUAAGUGUGCAAAACGUUUAUGACGAGCUCGAAAAAACAAACGGUGGUAAAUUGGAUACAAAAUAUUCGAAAACGACGCAUUCUGAUGAUAUUUUGGAACAGCACAUGGGGGAAAUCAGAACUGAUGAAAAUGACGAGCUUGAUUGCAACCAUGACCAACCAAAUUUGCAGAUGGAAUCACACUCUGGCAUAAAUGAGUAUGAAGAUCUUGGAAUGAGUGUGCAAACCAAUUAUGACGAUCUCGAAAAAACAAACGGCGGUAAAAUGGAUGCAAACUAUUCGUAAACGAAUCAUUCUGAUGCUUAUUUGGAACAACACACGGGGAAAAUCAGAACUGAUGAAAAUGACGAGCUUGAUUGCAACCGGUACGAAAAGUAAAGAAGAGGGCAUAAUUGUUCCAAUUAAACUAUGCUAUAGCUGCUAACCCGUUAAACCUGUUAAAUCAGAUCUUUAUAAUAAAGGCAUAUAUUUCAUUUGUUAUAACUGACACUAUGGACAACUAAAUCUAUCUGCGAGGAUCCCGGCUUGGAAAAAAUACAUACUCAACACUUCAUAUUCUUAUUACUGACAGAGUGUACACCGGCUAAGUUGCAUAGUUGACUAUUUGUAAUGAACAAUAAGAUGUUCGAUGCAUUACUAUCUUGCUAAGAUCUGAAUUAUUAUAAUGAAGCAAAAGUGAUAGAACAUCCCUUUUUAUAAAAUAUUUUUUUUAAUUAUUUUGAUGAAAUUCCUCGUGUAAAGGUAAUUUGGUUAUGCAACAAUGUAUAUACUCUGUUUGAUAAUGUUUCUGUGCGUAUUCACAUUAUGUGUGUAUUACAUGCUUUUGUACUGCUGCUUGCCAUCUUCUUUCAUGUCACAAGCUCAUAUAUAGAGCCUUUCUGUUUAAUAAAAGGGGCAAAUUUACUUUGGAUGUAUGAUACGAAACAUGUAUAUAGUUGUGUCUUAGAAUUAUGCUGUGGAGACCGAUUUAAUCCCCAAUAAAAUAUAA
Messenger RNA from Mya arenaria, 1181 nucleotides. RefSeq lists its product as uncharacterized. Lineage: Eukaryota; Metazoa; Mollusca; Bivalvia; Myida; Myidae. Bases 32 to 478 code for a protein of 148 amino acids. The record is from RefSeq and is a predicted model, not a curated record. The transcript has 3 exons.